Molecule: messenger RNA, 1042 nt
Organism: Chara braunii
Lineage: Eukaryota; Viridiplantae; Streptophyta; Charophyceae; Charales; Characeae
Source: the annotation of a GenBank genome assembly
AGCGCGGAUCCACAGCAACCAAGCCCCAACUGGGACCUAGGACCCCUCGGAUCCCGCGCAGGCGACGCACGACCAUGGCCGCUACCGCUGACGCCAAUGCACAAGCCAGCCCCAAGAGGCCGGUUACCCCUCCUAUCAUAGUUCAGCAGGCCGAUGAAACAAUACUAGUGUUUCUCAAACGUCUCCAGCUCUACUGGGAGACCACUGCAGCUGAGUUGAGCAAGUGGGAAGAGGAGGAAGCCGCCCGCCAGCAGGAAAUUCAACGCCAGCUGGCAGAGGCAGAGGCAGCACGCCAGCAGGCCGCAGCAGAAGCUGCAGCAGCCGCACGGUUGCAACAGCAGCAGGUCGAGGCAAGUCAAAACCAAGUUUGUUACCAAGCUACAAUGGAGCUCGCCAACGAAGAAGCCACGUACCGGAGGUUACUCCGACAGCAGCAUUUUCGAGCAAACGAAGAACAAGAGGAGCCGACAGAGGACGAGAGAAACAAGGAGCCCACAGCAGUUUUGAUAAAGAAUCUGCUGUACACGAUCAAUUGGCAGCAACACUGCAGCCCAGCCUUGGCCGCGCAGGCGAAGCAACUCGAGGAGCGGAUCAACUACGUGGUCGCAUCCCUCGGCGACAUCAGCAAGUUUGCUGGGGCAACGACAGUCAGCAAUCAGCUGCAGACGCUCAGCGACCGCGUUCAGCAACGACCGGCCGCCGUCGCCAAGGAAUGGAAGAUGCCGAACUUCAAGAUCAAGAAGUUCGACGACUACCACAAGACUGAUCCGCUGCAAUGGUGGAUGGCAUUCAACGCAGAGGCGAACGUACACCACACCUCACCACUGCGGCGGCUUGACGCACUCUACCUCCAACUCAUUGGAAAGGCGCAGGCCUUCAUGACGCACAUGGCGGUCACAUUGGAAUGCACCAUCGCCACCCUCCACACCAAGAUUCUGGGAGGAAUUUGAGAAGAAAUGGAAGACCCGGUUCAUGGUCAACAACGACAAGCGUCACACCUUGAACAAGAUCUUCCGCAUGUUUCAAGGCCAGCAACCUUCAC